Molecule: messenger RNA, 723 nt
Organism: Aspergillus bombycis
Lineage: Eukaryota; Fungi; Ascomycota; Eurotiomycetes; Eurotiales; Aspergillaceae
Product: GPI anchored serine-threonine rich family protein
Exons: 4
Coding region: 1-723 (240 amino acids)
Source: RefSeq, a predicted model, not a curated record
AUGCGUCUCUCCUACGCCGUCUCUCUCUUGCCUCUGGCUGCUUCCGUUGGAGCUCUUCAGGUCACUUCCCCCAAGAAGGGUGAGGAGGUUGACCUCUCCAAAUCUUUCACCGUGAAGUGGGAUUCCGUCGAUACCGACCCCUCUUCUUUCGAUCUCUACAUUGUCAACAACGCCGUCUACCCCAGCGUUGAGCAGAAGAUCGCCUCCGACGUUGAAGCCUCCAAGGGCUCCUACGAUGUCUCUGGCCUGUCUGACCUGACCAACGGCAAGGGCUACCAGAUCAACUUCCUCUCCAACUCUGCCCAGAACAGCGGUAUCCUCGCUCAGUCCCAGCAGUUCAACGUUGAGGGCUCUUCUGAGUCCACCUCGACCACCACCGCCAGCGAGUCCAAGGCCACCACCUCCGCUACUGGCACUUCCACCGCUACUACUGGUACUGCCUCCUCCACUAAGACCUCUUCCACUGAGACCACUGAGACUGCCUCCUCCACUGGCCUCACUACCAUUACCUCCACCGGCACCCAGACUUCGACCGGUGUGAGCACUAACACUCUGUCGACGGCAGUUUCCUCCUCCGCCCGUGCCUCUGCUUCGGCCAGCGGUUCCACCAACAGCACCUCCUCCGGCAGCACCCCCGUUGCCACCGGUGCCGGUGUCUCUAUCGCCGCGCCCGUUUCCGCCGCCGCCGGCCUCCUGAUGGGUGUCUUGGCCCUCAACCUGUAA